UUUUUGGCGUUUCGCUGCUGGUGAUUUUGAUAUUCUAUUCCAUUCUCAACAAAAACAGCAAUUCGUGAUAGAAAUGUGCUCAAAAAUGUUAUUAUUCGGUCAAUAUUCGUACUUUAAUUGUUAUUCCAAGUUAUGUUGAAUAGGUGAACUUGUUUACGGAUGGUCAUUAAACUCUCAUCCGAGUAAAUGACGAAAGACAAACCCAAAAGAAUCUCAAAGAUGGUGAGCAAAUCGUUUCUUUGGGGCGUAAUUGCCGCAUCGCUAACCUGGUCGGUUAGCUUGUAUCUCUACUGGAGCUUGAGUAGUGGCUCCACAUCUGUUGCUUCCAUACCCACUGGUGCUGGGCUCCGCGGCCAUGGAGAUAGUGGCAAUUCUUUGGCCGUGAUAGGCCCUGUGGAACAGACAGAGGAAGUGGAAAAGAAAAUGAUGUUCCAAAACGGUCACCAGAACAAUCUGGUGGGACUGGAUCCGUUAGAAGGAAAGACAGACACCGGGAAGAGCUUUAGCUUUUUCAAAGAUAAAUAUAACCGGUAUCGGAAGGAGCAGGAGUUUAGAAAGAUAAGCCACAAACUAAUGGAUGAGCUGCAGCCAAUAAUGCCAAAUGGAACAGACGAAUUUGGCAUGGUGCGGAAUUCCGAAGAGCAAUUCAUCAGAGAUGUUGGCUACAGGAAGCACGCGUUCAAUGUGCUGGUUAGCAAUAAGAUCGGUCCGUUUCGAGGGGUGCCCGAUACGAGACAUAAAUUGUAAGUAUAGCUGAUGAAAUGAGG
This is a messenger RNA of Aedes aegypti (yellow fever mosquito), 767 nucleotides long. Its product is annotated as polypeptide N-acetylgalactosaminyltransferase 11-like. The record is from RefSeq and is a predicted model, not a curated record. NCBI's taxonomy places the organism in Eukaryota, Metazoa, Arthropoda, Insecta, Diptera, Culicidae. Bases 187 to 747 code for a protein of 186 amino acids. The transcript is spliced from 2 exons.